Tinamus guttatus (white-throated tinamou) is the source of this 1659-nucleotide messenger RNA. The record is from RefSeq and is a predicted model, not a curated record. NCBI's taxonomy places the organism in Eukaryota, Metazoa, Chordata, Aves, Tinamiformes, Tinamidae.
AUGGCGAGGUGGUCCAUCAGUGGACCGCCACAUGACUACUGCUGUAAAGACCUUGUGGGUAUAUGUCUUGAUAAACACCUUCCCAUCAUAGAAACACAAAAGCUGGAAACUCAUUCCCAGCCUACUUCUGGAGUAAGGUUAGUGUGGGAGAUCGUGAAGCAAGCAGCUUCCCGCUAUGACAGUUUGCGCUCCAUGGUAUUUGCCAAAACACAUGAAAACUCGCACUUACUUCUUUCUCUGGAUAAAGAAUCUGACUUGGAGAUGUCAGAGGAAGAAGAUUCCUUUCUAAAUGUUAAAAGAUCUCUGAAGAAGAGAAUGGUGAAACAUAGCACUCCAGUGGACUCAAUAAUCUCGAGAACUAUGCCAUCUCUUACAGACCUGACAUAUCAGUCAAUCAGGGACCAAGAUGCCACUAAGAGACUUUACGGAUCCCCAAUGCCAAAAUUGGCUCCAAGCAAAUCAUUAGCGCGGGUAUCAUCAAUACGUGUUGAAGCAUACUUCCCUCAAGUUAUGUCCCCAAAACGGCUUUCAGUAGUCUUUGACUCAGAAGAAUCAAAUGAAGAGAUAAGCCAAAGUUCUUGGGCUUUAUUUUCUAGCAGGAGACUUUCAACAGUGCUGGCCUCAGAUGAAUCUGCUGAAGAUCCAAGCAAGAAGACUGUCCUAAAUGUGGGAACAAAUGCUCCCUCUGAGGCAACUGAGGAGGUUGCAGCAGCUCCCAAGAGUGCACUUUUAUGGAAGUGUCAGGUAAAAACUGACGAAUACCUUCCCAAGGCGGGCAAUGUUAAUCUACAACAGCUGAAGGCCUGGCAUGAGAAAGUGAAGGGGGAAUAUGGUGCAAGAAUGGCUCUGGCUCUUGCCAAAGCUCUUGCUAAGCACCUUCUUUCAUACACCGCCAUCAGCCCAUUCCUUGCUCACUCCUGCCAUGACUGGUGUACAGUCUCUGCUGCCCUGGCUGGUGCUGCUGCCAGUGCUGCUGGGCCCUGGCCUGGCGGUGGUGAGGGACCCCAGCCAUCCCGCUGUGCCCCAUGUACGCCAGAGAAGCUAGCCCAGUGCCCACUGGUAGCGGCCAAAAAGCCCCCACCACAACGGCAGCCCUGCGGAGUGUACACGGCAGGCUGUGCCCGUGGGCUCCGCUGCCACGUGCCACCAGAGCAGCCUGGCCCACUGCGUGCCUUGCUGCGGGGACAGGGAACCUGCACACCUGCUGCUGAGGCCAAUGAGCCCACAGACUCUGUUGAGCACAAGGAUAUGACUUUAGAAAGCAUGGAAAUGACCCAGUUGAGCUACCAGUCGAUGUUUCCCAUUGGCCAGGACAAAUCCAUCCCCUGGAAUGCCAUCGCCGCAUAUGAAAACAUGAAAGCAAAAAGGAUAUCUGAGCUCAAGAAAUGGAGAGAGCAGGGACCAUGCCAGAAGGAGCUCUACCGAGCUGUGCACAAGUUGGCCAUGGCUCAACAGAGGAGCGGAGGAGAGAUCUACAAAUUCUACCUGCCCAACUGCAGCAAGAGCGGCUUCUACCACAGCAGGCAGUGCGAAACUUCACUGGAUGGAGAGUCUGCUGGGUGCUGGUGUGUCUACCCAGCAAAUGGGAAGAGAAUCCCUACAUCUCCGGAGCCGAAAGGAGACGCUGAAUGCCAACAGUACCUCAGUUUGCAGGAGUAA